AAGAAAAGAAGCAAACCGACUUGACCUUGUUGCAACAUCUACAGGUAGAUAAUGGAUGAUGCUCAGCAAAACUGGAUGGUAAAAUCCUUUAACUUUGCUGAAGAGGCUUUAGAAGCUGGUGAGGUUCCGGUGGGGUGUAUAAUGGUGUAUAAUGAUGAAAUCAUAGCCGUAGGAAGAAAUGAAGUGAAUGAAACAAAAAAUGCUACUCGUCAUGCUGAAAUAGUAGCCAUUGACCAAGUGUUGAAGUGGAGCAAAGCUCAUGAGAUACACUCUGCAGAUGUAUUUCAUAAGACUGUUUUGUAUGUUACUGUAGAACCAUGCAUUAUGUGUGCAGGUGCCCUGAGACAAGUGGGGAUUCCCCUGGUUAUAUUUGGAUGUUAUAAUGACAGGUUCGGUGGCUGUGGAUCUAUUCUGUCUGUGCACGAUGCCAACAUCACCAGUCUAGGUCCUUCUUUUCAGUCCGUGGGUGGCAUAAUGAAAGACAGAGCUGUUGAGUUGCUAAAGAAGUUUUAUCAAGGAGAGAAUCCCAAUGCUCCUGAGGAAAAAAGAAAGUCAAAGAAAGAGGAAUCCAACUAAAGCAUCUCACAGAUAUUUUAUUCUUUUUACAGAUGACUGUGGUACAGUAGUGCUAUGUGAGCUAUGUGAUUCCAAAGUAAUAUAUCAUGAACAUGUAUAUAUGAACAUUGAAGACAUUAAGAUGAUUAAUGGACUUGUAUCCUCCAAUUUGCUGUACUACAUAACAGUUUCAUGUUAAGGAAGAACUGUCUCAAGAGGAUCAUACAAAGAAAUUGACUCCAAUCCAAGACAUGAUUAAGUUUACAAGAAAGUGUUUCCACAUAAAGACGAGUUUAUUUCAUAGAAAUUUAACCACCCAGACAGGUCGUAAGAAACUGGUGAUUCUGGGAACAGGUUGGGGAGGUUACAGUUUGCUCAGGAAUAUUGACAAGAAGGUGUUUGAUGUGGUGGUGAUAAGCCCUAGGAACUACUUUCUGUUUACACCUUUACUUGCCAGUACAACAGUGGGAACACUAGAAUUCAGGUCUAUCAUUGAACCAGUCAGAAAUGUUCGCUUUCGUCAGACGGCAGACUUCCAUUUGUCUUAUGCAACCAAAGUGGACAGAGACAAUAAAGUUCUCCACUGCGAAAGUGUGCUGCAGCCAGGACUUGGAUACACGCUGAAUUACGACAAACUCGUGCUCGCAGUAGGGGCUCGCAGCAAUACAUUUAAUGUUCCAGGUGUUGAGGAACAUGCAUUUUUUCUCAAGGACAUACCUGAUGCAAGGAAAAUAAGGAAUCGGAUUAUACAAAAUAUUGAACUUUCCCUUCACCCAGGCUUAGAUGAAAAUGAAAGGAAGCGGUUGCUGAACUUUGUAAUUGUGGGAGGUGGUCCGACAGGGGUGGAGUUUGGUGCAGAACUGUAUGACUGGAUCGAGCAGGAUGUUGCCAGAGUUUACCACCAGAGGAAGGACCAAGUACAUGUGACCUUGGUAGAGUCCAAUCAGAUUUUGUCGUCUUUUGAUGAGCGUCUGAGGCAUUUUGCUGAGAAGAAAAUUAAAGAAAGGGAUCGAUUUAAACUCGUCAAAUCCUCUGUUACAAGGGUGACGUCCGACUGUGUGAAGUUAAGUAAUGGGGAAGAUUUACCAUGUGGAUUAGUUGUAUGGAGCACAGGCUUAUCACCUACACAGUUUGUCAAGUCACUAGAUGUACAGAAAAACAAGAGUGGACAGAUUCUAACAGAUAAAUAUCUACAUGUUAUUGGCGACACCACAGACAGUGUGUAUGCUCUUGGUGACUGUGCAGACAUCAAAGACAACUCACUUCCUUGUAUAGCACAGGUGGCUGAAAGACAGGGAGAAUAUGUAGCAAAUCUUCUGUGCGGAAAAGCAGAUAAGGAGUUCACUUUUCAAAGCAAGGGGAUGUUAGCAUACGUAGGGCAUUACCAAGGUGUUUCCGAUAUUCCAAACAUGAAAAUGCAGGGGAUUACUUCCUGGUUCCUGUGGAGGUCGGCCUAUCUGACAAAGCUGGGAAGCUGGCGACUGAGAAUGCAGGUUCCCAUGGAUUGGACCAAAGCAAUCCUGUUCGGCAGGGAUAUCUCCAGAUUUGAUUGAGAGACUUUUUCUCUUGAUAAUAGGAAAACUGUUCUGUUGGAGCCCAUAACAAUUGUAUACCUGUAGUUCAUCACAUUGCAGCCCCUAACAAUUGUAUACUGUAGUUCAUCACAUUGCAGCCCCUAACAAUUGUAUAUAUAUAGUUCAUCACAUUGCAGCCCCUAACAAUUGUAUACUGUAGUUCAUCACAUUGCAGCCCCUAACAAUUGUAUACUGUAGUUCAUCACAUUGCAGCCCCUAACAAUUGUAUACUGUAGUUCAUCUCAUUGCAGCCCCUAACAAUUGUAUAUAUAUAGUUCAUCACAUUGCAGCCCCUAACAAUUGUAUACUGUAGUUCAUCACAUUGCAGCCUGGACAAUUGUAUACCUGUAGUUCAUCACAUCGCAGCCCCUAACAAUUGUAUAUAUAUAGUUCAUGAUGUACUAUUUCUUAACAUGAUGUUAAGAACAGAAUUAUUUUGUGAUAGUAGAUUGUUAUUACAGAUUUUAUUGCUGCUAAAGCUAAUAUCUUUGGUGACUGUUUUUCACUUGCAAUCAUUCUUAUUCUUGCAUUUGGCAAAUAGUUUAUUAGAUCCUCGUAUUAUCGUACUUAAUUCAGUGAUGUGAUUACAAAAAACUCCCAAAAUCUCCUUAUGAAUUUGUAUGAAAUGGAAGUUUUGUACAUUUCUGAUUGAUCUGUGUUCUGGAGAUGCUGGGUGAUUUUUUUUUUGUGUGUGUGUGUAUCUAUUGCCUUUAAAUGUCUGAAUUUGAUAUGACUGUACGGUAACCAUAUAUUUAAUGUUGUCUUUUCUCCUGAUUUCACAGUCAUGUCAUCUUUAUACAAUCAGUAAUGUCUUAUGUUGAUGGAGUCCUCAAUAGACAUAGCUGUUGAUUACAAAGUUUCCUCUUUGAGAAAUUGGUGACCGUCCAUAUUGCUUUCAAGAGUAUGUUGAUGUAAUUUAAAUAUAAUUAUCUUAGUUCAGUCCCAGUAAGGAAUACAUUUAUGUCUGUUGAUGAUUUGUUGUUACAUUAGUUAGUAUUCAUUAUUAUGCUAUAUAUGAGGCAACAUGUAUCCACACACUUUCAAAUUUAUAUACAAUAUACCUAUAUUUCAUGGAAGAUGAUGCUAAUUUAUAUUUUCAGAACAUGAUUUUCUUAUUUACACUACACAUAAUUCAUGAAAAUUUCAAUAAAUGCAAUUGUCAUAAAUAUUCA
Molecule: messenger RNA, 3301 nt
Organism: Ostrea edulis (European flat oyster)
Lineage: Eukaryota; Metazoa; Mollusca; Bivalvia; Ostreida; Ostreidae
Exons: 9
Coding region: 807-2108 (433 amino acids)
Molecular function (GO): NADH dehydrogenase activity
Source: RefSeq, a predicted model, not a curated record